Phaethon lepturus (White-tailed tropicbird) is the source of this 1920-nucleotide messenger RNA. It is a transcript of the gene GLB1, whose product is annotated as galactosidase, beta 1. Gene Ontology annotation, molecular function: beta-galactosidase activity. Gene Ontology annotation, biological process: carbohydrate metabolic process. The transcript is spliced from 16 exons. NCBI's taxonomy places the organism in Eukaryota, Metazoa, Chordata, Aves, Phaethontiformes, Phaethontidae. The record is from RefSeq and is a predicted model, not a curated record. The coding region runs from base 1 to 1920 and encodes 639 amino acids. Gene Ontology annotation, cellular component: vacuole.
AUGGAGGCUAUAAAUGAUAUACCCCAGAGGAGUUUUGGGAUUGAUUAUGACUGUGACUGUUUUGUCAAGGAUGGGAGACCUUUUCGUUACAUCUCGGGUAGCAUUCACUACUCGCGGGUUCCCCGGUAUUACUGGAAAGACCGCCUGUUGAAGAUGAAGAUGGCAGGACUUGAUGCCAUUCAAACGUAUGUGCCAUGGAACUACCAUGAACCCCAGCUGGGCGUGUAUGAUUUUUCUGGUGACAAAGAUCUAGAGUAUUUCCUGCAGCUUGCUAAUGACACUGGUUUGCUGGUUAUCCUGAGAGCUGGACCUUACAUCUGUGCAGAAUGGGACAUGGGAGGUCUUCCUGCAUGGCUGUUGGAGAAGAAAUCUAUUGUUCUCAGGUCUUCUGAUUCAGAUUACCUGGCAGCAGUAGAGAAAUGGAUGGGUGUCCUUUUGCCAAAGAUGAGGCCUCACCUCUAUCAAAAUGGAGGUCCAAUCAUCAUGGUGCAGGUAGAGAAUGAAUAUGGAAGCUACUUUGCAUGCGACUAUGACUAUCUGCGUUCCCUUCUGAAACUCUUUCGCCAGCAUCUUGGGGAUGAGGUGGUGCUGUUCACAACUGAUGGUGCAAGCCAGUUUCACUUGAGAUGUGGAGCUCUUCAGGGUCUUUACGCAACAGUGGACUUUGCCCCAGGUGGCAAUGUCACAGCAGCAUUCUUAGCGCAAAGGGGCAGUGAACCUACGGGCCCUUUGGUUAAUUCUGAGUUUUAUACUGGAUGGUUGGAUCACUGGGGGCACCGUCAUUCUGUUGUGCCCACACAAUCUAUAGCUAAAACACUUAAUGAAAUCCUGGCACGUGGUGCUAACGUUAACCUGUACAUGUUUAUAGGUGGGACUAACUUUGCCUAUUGGAAUGGUGCUAAUAUGCCAUAUAUGCCACAGCCUACUAGUUAUGACUAUGAUGCUCCACUGAGUGAAGCAGGGGAUCUGACAGAAAAAUACUUUGCCUUGAGGGAAGUCAUUGGUAUGUAUAAGCAGUUACCAGAAGGUCUUAUCCCUCCGACAACACCCAAAUGUGCAUACGGGAAGGUUCGCUUGCGGAAGGUGGGCACUGUGGUGGAGGUUCUUGACAGGCUGUCAGCUGCUGGACCAGUGAAAAGCACUUACCCGUUAACCUUUGUUGAGUUAAAGCAGUAUUUUGGGUUUGUACUGUACAGAACUGCACUUCCAAAAAACUGUACGGAGCCAACACAACUGUCUUCACCUUUAAACGGAGUCCAUGAUCGCGCCUAUGUCUCUGUUGAUGGGGUUCCUCAAGGUGUCCUUGAAAGGGACAAAUCGCUUACGAUAAAUAUAACUGGGAAGGCUGGAGCAAAUCUGGACGUCUUGGUAGAGAAUAUGGGCCGAGUCAACUUCGGUAGAUACAAUAAUGACUUUAAAGGUCUAGUUUCAAAUUUAACUCUCGAUCAAGAUGUACUUGUUGAAUGGGAAAUCUAUCCUCUAAACAUAGAUGGAGCAGUGAACCAUGACAUUCAUGGCCACCUUGAUCAACCAAAGAGAUCUGUUGGCAAUCCACUGAGUUACGAAGCACCUACUUUUUACACUGGUAGACUUUCAAUUCCUGGAGGGAUUCCCGACUUGCCUCAAGACACCUAUGUCAAGUUUCCUAGCUGGACAAAGGGACAAAUUUGGAUCAAUGGCUUUAAUCUUGGUCGCUACUGGCCGGCCCGUGGUCCGCAGUUGACCCUUUUUGUUCCAAGGAAUAUACUUGUUUCAUCAGCGCCAAACAACAUAACAGUGCUGGAGCUGGAGCGUUCUCCUUGCAGCACCCAGGCAUGCGAGAUAGAAUUUGUAGACGAACCUAAUAUCAAUGCAACCACACAGUAUGAAAAUUAUGCUCCCCAACUCUUUGUUAGAGACAUAUGGCUGAACCAUCUAUAA